CCCGAGGGCGGGGGCAGCGGGGGCAGCGAGAGGGCGGGCCCCACCGCGUCCCUCCACCGCAGCGCCGCGAGGCUCGCCGAGGGGCUGCGCGAAUACACCAAGAGUGGCCAUGCAUCUGCAUCUAAGGACUUUGUGCCUGAUGCCUUCGAGGUCCAAGUUCCUUGAAAAGCCUUCUUGGUCAGCUGAGGGAACAGUGGCAUUGGGAAAAGCACUGCUAUUGACAGAGCCAAGCGAGGUGGCACAAUUCACCUGGUUUGUCGAGAUCAAGACCCAGCUCGAAGUUCCAAAGGUGAGAUCAUCAGGGGGAGCGCUAAGCAGAACAUCUUUCUGCAUGUGGAUUUGUCUGAUCCCAAGAAUAUCUGGGAAUUUAUUGAAAAUUUCAAGCAGGAAAAUCAACUCAGUAUUCUGAUCAAUAAUGCAGGAUGUGUGGUCAAUAAGACAGAGCUCACUGAAGACGGACUUGAAAAACACUUUGCUACCUCCACCCUCGGUGUGUAUAUUCUCACGACGGCCCUGAUCCCUGCGUUGCAGGAAGAACUAGACCCCAGAGCAGUACCAGUCUCCUCGGGAGGAAUGUUGGUUCCGAAAUUGAACACCCAUGAUCUACAAUCAGAAAGGACAGCACUUAGUGGAACGAGGGUCCAUGCACAGAACAAGGAAAAGGCGUGUGUUGGUGCUGUGGAGCAUCCCACGGAGACCUGGCUUGGAGACUUGGCACAGAUUCGCCCUCCGAUGCACAGAUCUGAGGAAGCUUUGCAUAUCCUGUUCUAAAUGCAAAGGGGAUGUUCUCAGGGAAGCACACACACCAGGAGAGACUCAGGCCAGGCGUGCUGGGGGACUGGCUUCUCAGUUCUUUCCCCUUCCUAAGGGAGACAUGCGUGGCUCUGCCUGCCCGUGAGCGCCAUCAGGCCACGGAGAGCCCCCAGCCGCUUUAUUCCUCCCAGGUACGUCAUCCUGACAACUCCAACGUCAACCUGUGUGCUUAUAAAAUCUGUGCUUGCAAGCCCACCACCUGGAUCUGCAGUUUGCCAUCUGUCGCCCACAGGUCACAGAGCACCAACGGGGCCUCUUGGGUGUGGGCAGCCCGUCCGUCCGUGGACUUGGGAGGCCUGACGGGGGUUGGGCAGGGGCCUGAGCACAUGGAUCUUGUCCUCCACGAGUGGGACACACAAGGCUUCAAACGCCAUUUUUUGGUUCAUCAGUAUUUCCUCCGUCUUCCAUAAUAAACAAGUAC
This is a messenger RNA of Mirounga angustirostris (Northern elephant seal), 1234 nucleotides long. RefSeq names its product dehydrogenase/reductase 12 (gene DHRS12). The record is from RefSeq and is a predicted model, not a curated record. NCBI's taxonomy places the organism in Eukaryota, Metazoa, Chordata, Mammalia, Carnivora, Phocidae.